AUGAAGAACGCGGGGAUACCUCACAAGACCCUGCCUGACCCGACAAGGGCCCGAAGCACAAAGGAGCUUGAGCCGGGAAGGGACGGCCGCCCUCCCGGGUCUCCAGCCGACGUCUGGCUCCCCUCCCCCCCUCUGGACCGGGGGGGUCAUCCCGGUCUAGAAGGGCAACCACUGGGGCGCAAAUCUGGGCCCAGAACAACCACCCUGCCGUGGAACACCUACCGAGCGGCACCCCACAAGAUGGCCGCCGCUCGCAAGCCAUGUGCGCGACCGGCCAGCAUGACAGAGCCGAUCGCAGAGAAGACCACCCAGCUAGAACAAGGCAAGUCUAGGGACAAAAACAUCUACCACAGCAGGGGAAAGAGUGGGGCUGAAAGAGUUACUAUACCCUCUGACCGCAACCGACGACCCCUGGGGGAGCUGUGCUCUCACGCUGCAUGA
Molecule: messenger RNA, 441 nt
Organism: Pelobates cultripes (western spadefoot toad)
Lineage: Eukaryota; Metazoa; Chordata; Amphibia; Anura; Pelobatidae
Source: the annotation of a GenBank genome assembly